Paramacrobiotus metropolitanus is the source of this 2421-nucleotide messenger RNA. RefSeq names its product putative thiamine transporter SLC35F3. The transcript has 7 exons. The record is from RefSeq and is a predicted model, not a curated record. NCBI's taxonomy places the organism in Eukaryota, Metazoa, Tardigrada, Eutardigrada, Parachela, Macrobiotidae. Bases 516 to 2000 code for a protein of 494 amino acids.
UUUUUGUCUAGUAGACUGCUGGGAAACGGUGCGCAAUUAUAUCGGGCUUUCUCGGCACAUGUGUUUUGUCGCCUGCAACGCAACGGACGCUUCGCGUUAUUAUUCGCAUAAAUUAUCGAAGGUUAUUACGUUGGCUUAUUUUCUCCAUACAUACAUGCAUACUGCAGUAAACACCCAGUAUUGAAUGUGAAUUGAAAGGCAGUGAAUGGCGUUAUUGUUCACUUUUUACACAGGCUGCUGACAGUAUCGAUGCAUUUGAUUAUUUUCCGGUCUUCUCCCCCUACGAGCGUGCGACAUCUUCCUGUAUACGCCAUCGAUACCGGAUAAAAAUCACCGCCAUUGCCAAUUUUCUCAGGCGAACAUCUUCAGUUAAAGAACUUAAUAAGAUACCUUACAAUUGUUGCAACCGGUCUGUUUUACGGUUGCUGCAUCGUAAAGGCGCAACGUAACGACUUUGUUAUCAGCGUUGCAGUCGUUUUUCUAUCAAGAAAAUUGCACCCCGGAAGGAGCAUCCAAUGUUGAUACGCGCCGGACGUACUAUUUUGUCAUCGGUGUUGUGCCAGCAAAGGUCGCAAUCGGAAAGCGACGAGCAGCAGGCAAAUGCGGUAGGCAACGGUGUCCACGCGCAUGCGGCUGGGAGUAGAAUGUCCAUCCACUCCAAUUCCAACGGCACACCUUGGCGACGCAUAUCCCGUGUAUCAUCCGACGACAGCGGCGAUGAUUUCAAAAAACCAGACCCGGACUGCGAGGAGGACAGCGUUCGCCCGGACGACAAGCCUCCCGAUGAGGAUCUAAAGAGGUUACGUUUCAAGGACUUUCGUCUGCUUGUCCUUGGAUUGCUGUGUAUUGGUGGUAUCGCCAUCUCGUCGGCCCUCUUAAACUAUUACGCAAAGAACACAUCCACUACCUACUUCCACGCGCCGCUCUUCCUGAUCUGGUUCCGUAGCAAUUGGCGCAUUUCGGCUUUUCCUAUCUUCGUGGUGUUGCGCAAGGUCUAUGAUUUCCUGUUUAAGCGGUGUGGCGUCAAGCAAGAGACUGUCAAAGAUCUUGUCAAAAAUGGAACAAAAAUUUAUGGUGGACGGAAAAUUUCGGCAAAAAUCUUUUUCAUCGAUAUUGCAUUGUUAUCCACCAUCAGCAUCGCUGUACAGUAUCUCACAUUUGCUCCUUACCAUUUUGUCUGGGCCGGAAAUGGGACUGCUCUCAACGCUUCCAACGUGGCUUGGGUUUACAUUUUAUCAGUUAUUAUCCUGGGUGUCGAUAUUAUGCCGGUCAAAAUCCUGGGAGUAUUGUGCUCAUUGAUAGGAGUGGUACUCUUGGCUUACCACGAAGGUUUCACCAAUCCAGAUUGGGAGAGUGCUGUGAUGAUGAUUCUUGGCGCAAUGAUAACUGCCGUAUAUCAGGUGUUGUACAAGAAACGAAUCGGAGGCACGACAGAUUUGGGCCAGAUCACCUUUUCCGUCUCUACUUUGGCCUGUUUCACUCUGUUCACCAUGUGGCCCAUUGUGCUCAUUCUUUACUUGACAAAGGCCGAGCGGUGGGAAUGGGAGAGCAUUCCUUGGGACAUCGUUUGCAAGAACUCCGCAGCGUCCAUGGCGUUUAAUUACCUGAUAAACCUGGGUGUCGCAUGGACUAAUCCAGUUUAUACAUCGUUGGGAUUUUUAUUGGCUGUUCCGCUUGCACAUUUUUUCGAUGCCUCUUUGGCUCAUAAGCAGUUCGCCCCCGUGGAAACAGCCGGCACGGUGAUGAUCGGGAUGGGAUUUGUUGUGAUUGUUUUUGCCGAUCGCGUAUCCUUCGAUUGUCUACAGGGACUGUGGGCCCGCGUGAAGAAUGGUUUUGGAGUAGCCAAGCUGUUCAAUAAGAAAUCUCAGCCCGAUGAGGGUCAGCAGGUGAUGAACGCCCCCGACCAGACUAAUGCCGCUCCCAUACCCACGAUAUCCGUCCAGGUUGAUGACCCAGAUCAUCGCGAUAACCGCUCAGCUCAAAAAGAAUCGCAGGCGUAAACGUCCAUUCCCGUUUGUAAUAAUUUAAUUUUUUGUGUUCCAAGCAUUCUCCGGUUGUCACGUGGUAUUUAAUUGUUUUGAUGGCGCAAAUUUUGCCUCAUUUCAUUUGCUUUCAUGUUUGAAUUUUUAAACCAAGUCGCAGCAUGCAAUUGGUCACAUUCUGCUUACAGUUGAGUACAGUAAUUCAACAUGUACAUGUUUUUACAGUCAUUCUGGCAGGGUGGGUGGCAGUUGCUUAAAUAUACAGCUUGCUGCUAUGCAGCAGUUUCGUCUUGUGAUGUCUUGUUCUGAGUUUGCACCGCGCGUCUUUAUUUGGAAUGUCCAAGCAUCUAAUCUGUCAUUCGUAAGUUUCUUAAGGUUCCUCUUAAUGCGUUCCUGCUGUUUGCAAACGUUAUAUUUGAAAAACAUUUGCUGUUGAGUU